GUGGAAGCUGAAUAUGAAGAGGAAGUAUCUGAUGUGGAAUCUGGGGAAGAAUCUGAAGAGAAAACUGAAAGUCGUAAAGGAACUGAAGGUCUGAUUGAGAUCAAUAAUCCUAAUUUAGUCAAGUCAAAGAAUUUGAAAGCUAAAGAUGUUGAUUUUGGGAGACCAACUGAACUUUCAAGGCGUGAAAGAGAGGAACUGGAGAAACAAAGAUCUCAUGAACGUUACAUGAAGCUGCAAGAACAAGGGAAAACAGAAAAAGCAAGACAGGAUUUAGAACGUUUAGCACUUAUACGUCAGGAAAGGGCUGAAGCUGCCAAAAGACGGGAAGAAGAAAGGGGAGGUAAUGCUCUGAGAACAUUCAGUUUAUUUGUGUUCUUAGAUAUAUGAUUUUAAAACUUACUU
Pistacia vera is the source of this 402-nucleotide messenger RNA. RefSeq names its product 28 kDa heat- and acid-stable phosphoprotein-like. Lineage: Eukaryota; Viridiplantae; Streptophyta; Magnoliopsida; Sapindales; Anacardiaceae. The annotation marks the transcript as partial. Gene Ontology annotation, cellular component: cytosol. The transcript has 5 exons. Gene Ontology annotation, molecular function: RNA binding. The record is from RefSeq and is a predicted model, not a curated record.